Messenger RNA from Rhagoletis zephyria (snowberry fruit fly), 918 nucleotides. RefSeq lists its product as uncharacterized. Lineage: Eukaryota; Metazoa; Arthropoda; Insecta; Diptera; Tephritidae. The record is from RefSeq and is a predicted model, not a curated record.
UAUGCAGCCUAAGCAAGUAAAUGGAUUUCAUUUAGAAAUUGGCGGUCAAACGAUUGACAAGUGAAAUUAUGAAAGUGAACAACGAAGUGUAAGCUAGCGCGUGGAGAAAUAUUAAAUUAAUUAAGUACAGAAAAAAGUGAAGAAAAUAAGCAGUAAAGUAGGUAAUUAGUGGCAGGCAAAAUAAAUUUUAUUGGAAAUAGUUUAUGAAGUAAAAAGUGCUUGGAUUUCCAAUAAACCAUACAUUUUUGUGCGCAGCUCCACACUUUUAUCUUUGCCAUUGAUCGUUGAAUUCCAUAAGCAGUGCCUCAAUUACGCGUUAACUACAAAUAUGCGUUUAUCCAUAAAAUUUCUACUCGUAUGAUGGGAUGUGGUUCAUCGAUGGAUACGAAUAGCGUUUUAGAAGAGCCCAUACAGAGCUUGGAACGUUGGCAGCAAGGCGAUAUGGAUCCCGUCGCGGUUGUCGAGGAAUUUGUGCAUCUGGACGAACGGAUCAGCAAACUGGAGGCGACUUGUCCGGGACCGCGUAUGGCCACCGCCGAAGCCUGGGUCGAACACUUGCAAUCGCAACGUGAUACUCUUUUAGGUGUUGACAACUUAGAUGCGGCCUUGAAUCUACAACGAAAUGAAUUGUCGCCACAACAACAACAACAACAACCCCAACAACAAAUAAAUAGUGAAAUAUUAACUAUAAAUGAGAUCGAUGCAGCUACGCCACCACCCAUACAUCAGCCACCAUUGCAACCACUCAGUGUGGUGGUGGCAUCAACAACUACAACAACAAAUAGAGGCAUGUUAUUGAAUGGCGGAAAUACAUUGAGACGCGGAAAUGGCGCCAUAGUAAAUGGCAUAGGCGGGGCGGCGGCACGACACGCUAAUAAUAACAUAAUGGCAAAUACACCCACCCAGGAUUUGGCUAAU